Rhipicephalus microplus (southern cattle tick) is the source of this 922-nucleotide messenger RNA. RefSeq names its product isatin hydrolase. NCBI's taxonomy places the organism in Eukaryota, Metazoa, Arthropoda, Arachnida, Ixodida, Ixodidae. Gene Ontology annotation, molecular function: arylformamidase activity. The record is from RefSeq and is a predicted model, not a curated record.
CCACAAGCAUUGUGAUGGCGUCAAAGUGCUCGGCUGCCAUCUUGCUCUGGUGCGCCUUUACUGCGGGUCGUGGGACGGCCCGAAACCCAUCAAGCUGCGGCGGUCUCACUGUACCACCCGAGAAGCUUGUCGACCUGUCAUACAGUUUUAACAACCGAACAAUCUUCUGGGCCGACGACGCCGAAUUUCGUCUCAACGUCUCACGUCGCGGAAGCACGCCUGAAGAUUGGUACCAGGCUGAUGUCGUUGAGCUGGCUACUCACGGUGGCACCCAUCUGGAUGCGCCUAUUCAUUUCGCUCCCGAGAGGUGGACUGUGAGCCAGAUACCACUGGAACGCCUCAUGUUCUUGCCCAUCGCACUCGUGGACGUUGAGGCACAGUCGAGCGAGAAUCCCGCGUACGAGUUGUCCGUCGAGGACAUUGAGCGCUGGGAGGCGGAGCAUGGGCACGUUCCUCACGGCUCCCUUUUUGUGGAGAGGACUGGACGUUAUAAGCUCUGGCCGAACCGCAAUGCUUACUUGGGCAUUGACGACCAGGGAUGGAGGCGUUUCCCGACAGUUUCACCGGAGGCAGCGCGGUUCCUGGUCGAGCAGCGGCACAUCUACGGCUUCGGACUGGACUCGCCUUCCGUGGACCUGUUCAAUGCCUCCGCAACCCACAGGAUUCUCUCCUCCCACAACGUGUACGUGCUCGAAAACCUGGCCGACCUGUCGCGCGUCCCGGCACUCGGUGCCACAGCCAUCGCGCUGCCCGUCAAAGUCUGCAUGGCCAGCGGUUCCCCUGUGCGUGUGGUGGCCAUCCUGCCGUGAACCAUUCCGCACACUCGCUCCACGUGAGGCUCCCUCGAAAACCGAAGAACCUCCCGUGAGAGAAUUUCAUUGUGGCAGUUAAUAAGAGUAACUACGGAAUGCACAAAUACUAC